AUGGCGCUCACCAGCUGGAAAGCGUUUCCAUUCUUCCAGGUCUCGCAGGUCCCUGUGCCUGCGGACGAAGAUGGGUCCUACGUUUUUGAUAACGAUGUCAUAUCCCUGGCAACCGGAUCCGACUCUCUAUUUCUGGGUUCCUCGGACGGCUCGGUGCGCAUCCUCUCCAAAGCGCUGAAAGUUGUCCGCACCUUUCAAGCCUCAGACACGGAUGAUGGGUCCAUCACCCACGUGCGACACAUUCCCGAUACUGCCUUUCUUGUGACCGUCUCGGAGAACCUCUCCAUGGAUCCCUCGUUGAAAGUUUGGGCGCUGGAUAAGACAGAAAAAAAGACAGGUGGUCCAAAGUGUCUAUGCACUGUUGCUGUGCAGAACGGCAGGAGACAGUUCCCUACAUCUGCGCUUGUUGUACUGGAUGACUUGAGUCAGGUUGCAGUGGGUUUUGCAAAUGGUUCGGUCACAGUCAUACGGGGCGACUUCAUCCACGAUCGGGGAACAAAGCAGCGCACCGUCUUUGAGUCGGAAGAUCCAAUUACGGGUCUAGAGGCCCGUCAAGGCGCGACCAAGACUCUCUACAUCGCGAACACCGCGCGGAUAUGCAGUCUCGUCAUCUCCGGCAAAGGUCAAGGGCAACCGGUUCGCACGGUCGAUAACAAGGGUGCCAGCGUCGGCUGCAUGACUCUGGAUAGGGAGAAUGAAGAUGUCAUCAUCGCCAGAGAAGACGCCGUCUACUACUAUGGUCCCAAUGGCCGUGGACCCAGUUAUGCAUUUGAGGGACCGAAGAAGAUUGUCAAGGUGUUCAAGGAGUAUGUUGGUUUGGUCUGCCCACCGCGUGUUGCUCAAAUGUCCAAAUCCAAGACGUUUAGGCGACUUGGAGGUGACGAGAUAGACGAGCUAUUCAGCAGCUCUUCGUUCACUUUGCUCGACACCGACUUGAAGUACAUUGCUCAUACAGAAUCUCUGUCUGCACAGGUCAAGGAAGUUUUCGUCGAAUGGGGUGAGCUGUUUCUGUUGACCAUCGAUGGCAAGCUGUACAGAUAUCAGGAGAAAAGCCUGCAGCAAAAGCUCGAGAUUCUCUAUCAGCGUAAUCUCUACAUCCACGCCAUCAACCUCGCCCAGAAGUUCGGUGCCGACAAGGUCCAACAGAAUAUCAUCUUCAGAAAGUACGGGGACUACCUGUACCAGAAGGGUGACUAUGACACGGCGAUGCAACAGUAUCUGCGAGCUAUAGACAACACCGAACCUUCACAAGUCAUACGUCGGUUUUUAGACACUCAAAGAAUCCACAAUUUGAUUGACUAUCUGGAAGAACUCCACGAGCAUGACAAGGCUACCGCUGAUCACACGACGUUGCUGUUGAACUGUUACGCUAAAUUGAAGGACACGGAGAAGUUAGAUGCCUUCAUCAGAACACCUGGAAGUGCCACAUUUGACGUGGAGACGGCGAUUGCGAUGUGUCGUCAGGGUAGGUAUUAUGAACAAGCUGCCUACCUUGCCACCAAGCAUGGCGAGAAUGAACUUGUGAUCGACAUAUUGAUCGAAGACUCGAAGAAGUAUGCGGAAGCCCUGCAAUUCAUCUGGCGGCUUGAACCGGAGACUGCGUAUCCAGUCCUGAUGAAAUACGCUCGUAGCCUGAUCGAGCACUGUCCAGAGGAGACCACCAAUCUGUUUAUUCAAUAUUACACCGGGCGGUAUAAACCCAAGGAGGAUGUACCGGCAGUUUCAGAGGUCCAAGCACAAACAGGAGGCGGCACCUUUCAGAGUCUAUCAGCACUUUGGACUCUCCCUUUCAUGCACCACCGGUUGCCACGUGCGGACACACAAGCUCCGGGGCAAGUUGUCGAGACUGAGACAGCAGAUCAUGGGGAUGCUGGGAAGGAAGAAAUCCCCUCGUAUGCGGCACCUCGACCUCGAACGGCAUUUUCAUCCUUCCUCGCGCACCCGUCGCAAUUCAUCAACUUCCUAGAAGCACUCAUUGCGCAAGAGAAUUUAUCGAAGCAGGACCGCGAGGAUCUGUCGACCACGUUAUUCGAGAUGUAUCUUGAGGCUGCCAACGAUGCAAGCGACGGGUCAGGCAAGACCAAAUGGCAAGCGAAGGCCAGUAGCCUGAUAGCCACUGGACAGAGUGCAACUUCAGAUGACUCGCCGAUUGAUACUUCGAACGUGUUGCUCUUGUCUUCGCUUUCACGCUUUCCACUUGGGACGACGCUUGUUCGCGAACGGGCACGUUUAUAUGCGGAUAUCUUUCGGUCUUUUACUUCUGCGAAGGACACAUCUGGAGCCAUCUCCGCUCUUCGCAAAUAUGCGACUCAAGACCCAAGUCUCUACCCCCUAGCUUUGGGAUAUUUUUCGUCAUCUGCCGAAGUGCUGCAGGAACCCGGAGUCAAGGAGGAACUCCAAACGGUAUUGCGAAGAAUCGACGAAGAAAACCUCAUGGCCCCGCUACAGGUGGUCAAAGUGCUAUCACAAGGUGGUGCAGUCACGAUGGGCAUGGUCAAGGCCUACCUUGCGGAAAAUGUUUCUCGAGAAAGAAAAGAAAUACAAAGCAAUCGACGGCUGAUUGAGUCGUAUCGGACUGAAACGGCGAGCAAAAAGUCGGAACUCGUAGAUCUCGAGUCGAAGCCGGUGGUAUUUCAAGCACGGCGAUGCUCUUCGUGCGGGCGGAACCUGACGCUCCCGACGGUGCAUUUCAUGUGUAAGCACUCGUUCCAUCAGGAAUGUUUGAACAAGCCGGGCUUUGGGGCAGGCGGGAAUGGAGACGAGCAGGUGGAUUGUCCGAUCUGCAAGCCCGGGAACGAUACAAUCAAGACGAUCCGCCGACAGCAGGUUGAGAGCACGGAGCAGCAUGAGUUGUUCAAAGCGGCACUGGGCCGUAGCACCAAUCGAUUUGGCACGGUCAGCGAGUUCUUUGGAAGAGGGGUCAUGAGUUUGAUGCCGGCUACGGCGCCAUUGAGUGAUUGA
Molecule: messenger RNA, 2961 nt
Organism: Exophiala aquamarina CBS 119918
Lineage: Eukaryota; Fungi; Ascomycota; Eurotiomycetes; Chaetothyriales; Herpotrichiellaceae
Exons: 3
Coding region: 1-2961 (986 amino acids)
Biological process (GO): vacuole organization; intracellular protein transport; endosome organization
Cellular component (GO): HOPS complex; endosome
Molecular function (GO): protein-macromolecule adaptor activity; protein binding
Source: RefSeq, a predicted model, not a curated record